This is a messenger RNA of Racocetra persica, 394 nucleotides long. Lineage: Eukaryota; Fungi; Glomeromycota; Glomeromycetes; Diversisporales; Gigasporaceae. The record is from the annotation of a GenBank genome assembly.
UCCGGCCCAAAUUAACAAAAUUACUUGGCGAUUUCUUAAUAAUCAUUACCAUUUUGCUACCACCGAAAGGAUUUGUCAAUUUGCCGGAUUUUUGGCAGUGGCCCCGGAAGUUUAUUUUCCUAAUUACAACGUUAAAUUAAAGAGUGAAUUGAUUGCUCUUUGGUCUCCGGCAAUGCCUGGCAUUUCCCAACUAGAAGCCUAUAAAAUUGAAGUCCAAGAAUAUCAAGAAAAUAAACCGGUCCGUUAUAAUGAAGGUAGCCUGGUUCAAGAAUUAGAAAGAUUGGGGAUUGGUCGCCCUUCUACCUAUAAUUUGUUCGGUCGUGUAUUACUGAAAAGAGGUUAUGCAGAAUUGAAUGAAAAAGGACAAUUUAUUCCUACUCCUUUGGGAAUUGCG